CUCCCCCCCGUCCUCCCUUCCUCCGGCAGCCGCGGGGAGGAUGGUGAUGGUGCAGCCGCCCGCAGCCCCCGAGGCGGGCCGGGGCCGCCCUCCGCAGGGGCUGAGGGGAUGAGCCGUGCCCCGCCGGGGGGUCGCUAGCGGAAGGAUGACCACUCCCGCCCUGCUGCCGCUCUCCGGGCGGAGGCUGCCCCCGCUGAACCUGGGGGCCUCCGCCUUCCCGCACCACAGGGCUACCUUGAGACUCUCCGAAAAAUUUAUCCUGCUCCUUAUUCUUAGUGCCUUCAUCACCCUGUGCUUCGGGGCGUUCUUCUUCCUCCCCGACUCCUCGAAGCACAAGCGCUUUGACCUGGGCUUGGAGGAUGUGCUCAUUCCCCACGUGGACACCAGCAAGGGGGGCAAGAACCUCGGCGGCUUCCUCAUCCACGGGCAAGGGCACGACGAGCACCGGCACAGAGAAGAAGAGGAACGUCUGAGAAAUAAGAUCCGAGCAGAUCAUGAAAAGGCUCUGGAAGAGGCUAAGGAGAAAUUGAAGAAAUCACGGGAUGAGAUUCAAGCUGAGAUUCAGACAGAAAAGAACAAAGUAGUGCAAGAAUUGAAAAAGAAAGACAGCAAGCCACUGCCCCCUGUUCCUUUACCAAACCUGAUAGGGAUACACAGCGGAGAACCAGCAGACCCGGAUAUCCGAGAGAGGAGGAACAAAAUUAAAGAGAUGAUGAAGCAUGCCUGGGACAAUUAUAGGCAAUAUGGAUGGGGACAUAAUGAGCUCAAACCAAUUGCCCGGAAAGGACAUUCCACCAACAUAUUUGGAAACUCACAAAUGGGUGCUACCAUAGUAGAUGCAUUGGAUACUCUUUAUAUCAUGGGCCUUCACGAUGAAUUCAGAGAAGGACAAGAAUGGAUUGACAAAAAUCUUGAUUUCAGUGUGAAUUCUGAAGUGUCUGUUUUUGAGGUCAAUAUUCGCUUCAUUGGCGGUCUUCUGGCAGCAUACUACCUUUCAGGACAAGAGGUUUUCAAGAUCAAAGCAGUGCAACUGGCAGGAAAACUUCUUCCAGCCUUCAACACACCUACGGGUAUACCAUGGGCAAUGGUGAAUCUGAAAAGUGGUGUUGGUCGAAACUGGGGCUGGGCUUCUGCUGGCAGCAGCAUCCUUGCUGAGUUUGGUACUCUGCACAUGGAAUUUGUCCACCUUAGUUAUUUGACAGGAGACCCUGUAUAUUACAACAAGGUCAUGCACAUUCGGAAGUUACUUCAAAAAAUGGAUCGUCCUAAUGGACUUUAUCCAAAUUAUUUGAAUCCAAGAACAGGCCGGUGGGGUCAGCAUCACACAUCCGUGGGCGGGCUGGGAGACAGUUUUUAUGAAUAUUUAUUGAAAGCCUGGCUUAUGUCAGACAAGACGGACACGGAGGCAAGGAAAAUGUACGACGAUGCAAUUGAGGCCAUAGAAAAACAUCUCAUCAGAAAGUCCAAUGGAGGACUGACCUUCAUUGGGGAGUGGAAGAACGGGCAUCUUGAAAGAAAGAUGGGCCAUUUGACCUGUUUUGCAGGUGGAAUGUUUGCCCUUGGAGCCGAUGGUUCCAGAGAUGAUAAAGCUGGACAUUAUUUGCAGCUCGGAGCUGAAAUUGCACAUACGUGUCAUGAGUCGUAUGACAGGACAACACUAAAGCUGGGCCCAGAAGCAUUCAAAUUUGAUGGUGGCGUGGAGGCGGUGGCAGUACGGCAGAACGAGAAGUAUUACAUCCUAAGGCCAGAGGUGAUUGAGACCUACUGGUACAUGUGGAGGUUCACCCACGAUCCCAAGUACAGGCAGUGGGGCUGGGAGGCAGCACAGGCAAUUGACAAGUAUUGCCGAGUUAGUGGUGGCUUUUCUGGUGUCAAGGAUGUGUAUUCCUCAUCUCCUACAUAUGAUGAUGUACAGCAGAGCUUUUUCCUUGCUGAAACUUUGAAGUAUUUGUAUCUGCUUUUCUCCAAUGAUGAUCUUCUACCAUUAGACAACUGGGUUUUUAACACAGAAGCUCAUCCUCUGCCUGUUUUACAUUUAGCCAACACCACACUGUCAGGAAAUCCUGCAUAUCGAUAAAAACAGCUCUAUGAAGAGGAAGAGAGACUGUUUUCAGCUCUGUUUUGUUUACAUGGACCACUUGAGACUUUAGCAGGAGGGGAGACAGACAGACAGACACUUGGUAAACCUAGACCCCCGAGUCAAGCAAGUAUUGGCAUGGGAAAUGAAGCUCUUCAACAUAUAAAUAAGUUAAAAGUUCUGUUUUAUACAUGACCAAAACACGUGAGUGUGAUUUUUGCAGGCGGAGACUUCACACGCUUUGAACCCUGGCAAGACAUGGAAUCUACAGAUGAUAUUAAUGCAGCAGCACGAGAAAGAGGAGGCUUUCCCUUCCAGGGAAAGGAACUUGCUGCUUGCUGUUGCAAGGAACAACACACAGUCACCUCUUCAGAUUGGGUGGGUUCCAAAUACCUAGGUUUUCUUUUCCUUUCUUUUUUUCUUUUUUUCAAAAUUUUUAUGAUGGCAUGAACAAAGCAACACCACUGCACCAGCAGCAUCAGGAUUUGAAUUUCUUUCUGUACCUGUCUGAAUUUUCUAAGGAGCAUCUGUCCAGACUGGCAGCCAUUCUCAGAGCCUCUUAUCUGUUAGACCUAAAGUACAAAAAAUAUUGCCUCCUCAUUUCCCCUUUUCAAAAUAAUGCUUAUAUCCAAAAAAGAAAAAACAAUUAGUAAGCAUUUGCUUUGUAGUUCACUGUCAGCAGAGUGGGCUUAGUUCAUUUGGCAAGCUCAGUCAGAGUCUGGAGUGUAUCACAGGAGUAGGAAGGAGCCUAAGUUUCCCUUCCUCACAAAUUAUGUCACAUGAAAAAAACCAUUCUCCUCUUAAUCCUGGUUCUUUUAGCUAGAUAAAAAGAGAUGACAACAUAAGCAUAACUGUUUCAUGAUUUAUAUAGGAGGAUACAAUAUAUGGAACUAAAAGAAGCUCCCCUUGAGCUAAGCAGUGAGAGCUUGCUGCUCUGUAUUUUUGUAUACAAUCUGUUACAUUACACUCUUUGGAUACUAUUCACAGAACCUUCUUUGCAGGUAUAUGGGUGUCUGACAGAAGCCUAAAACUGCUUUUGAUUUACUUUACAAAACUUGCUUUUCUUCUGGGUGCUCCAGUACAAAUCCAACAUGAUCUUUGGAAGCAGCCUAACAUCUCUCAUAUGUGACUGGAAAAAGAAACUGAAGAGUCUCUUCUUUCAUUAAUUUAUGAUGCUGCUAAAUGCAUGGGGUAUUUUCAAGUACAUCAUGGCUGGGCUGGAUAGUAUCCCUUAAAUGGAGUAUUUUUCAGUCUUCAUUUAUUUGCUAAAAAAAGUUUCAUCUUUCCAGAUUUUUUAUCUUUUCAGUUUUGUCUUCCUCAAUCUCUUUUACUGUUGCUCAGAAUAAUUACAGCUCAAACUAUUCUUUUUAUUCCCCUAUAUAGCUCUCAGAUCUUUUUGCCAUGGUGACUGGCUCCUUUGCUGACAAACAGCCUGCAGGUUUCCCUCCUAAUCAGUGCACAGGUUGAGUCUUUAAAAAAUCUUGAUGAUGUUUUUGUACUGAAGCAAGUGGGAGAACUCUUCAGUGAGCUACAGCAGUACAGCAUCAGAUUUAAAGAGAGUGAGUGCUAUUUUCCCUCCUCAAAAAUGUUUUUCUAUGAAGUUUUUUUAAAAAAAACUUUGCUCCUUAUCAUAUUAUAUUACAUCUGACUGUAGAGUUUCCCCCCAAAAUUACUCUUCAUUUGUCUGUGUCACUAACUUAGACAUAGAAAUCAUCAUAUGAUCUUAAGUAAAAAUACUGUCAGAUGCUUUUUUUCCAGACAGUUACUUUAGUUUAAGAGGAAGAAAACAUGGGGCUUGGGAAAAGUUUGAGUCUCAAUGUUUCUACCUUAAUACCAGUUACUUUGUUACUGUAAUUUGCAGCCGUAUCCUAAAAAUAAUUUGAGAACUUAUAAAGUAAUUGGUAUGGUAAAUAAUACUGAUUUCAGUAAUUGUUUAUUUAAAAUUAGAAGUAGCUUAAUAAAUGGAUUCUUCUUACUGGCCCCACAUUAAUUUAUUUUUCUAAUUAUUACUCAGUGACUUACUGAAGAACUAGCAAUUUUUCAUUUUCCCAAGUUCAGAUAUGCUGUGUUUUCAAAUUGUUUUUCUGAUCCUAUGAGAACUGUUAUUAGUUUAAAACUGCACUUGAUUGCCUUGUUCUCCUACAUGUCUCUGGGUAUAUAGAAGAAAGAGGAAAAGCAGACCUUUCUGUUAAGAAAGAAAGAAAGAAAGAUUUAAAAAUAAUAAAAGCACUUUCUGCCCCAUAGACCUGUCCCUGUACUCCCCCUGGUAAAUGCAGGUGUAGAAUGGCUGCCAGUCUGUUCAGAGAAAUGUCAAGGAGUCCCAGAAACAGCAAACCUGCUUCUCCUCCUCCAUCCCCCUCUUGUGAAUUAAAGAGGAACCCUUCAAAUUUUCAAACUUCUCCAUGAAUCCCAGUGGGUUAACUUAUUGCCACAAGAAUGUCUGAAUUGAAGACAAAGCCAUUUCAUGUUAUGGGAUGGUGUUCUUCUCAAAGCAGAUGUACAGUACUGCUGUUUCUUCUUUGUGUAGAUAAGCAGCAGGAACCAAAUAAAGAACACUUGUUUCUUGUUUCCUAGUCACCCCAAUAACAGUCAGUUUAUACUCCAUCAUUCUUUAAAGUACCAACUGGCCUUUUCCUCCAGAAGCUAAUGAUGUGCAGAGUCUAUCAAAAACAAUGCAUUUUAAGGACUAAUUACUGUGUCUUUCAUAAAUUUCAUCCUGAGAUUUCCUAGAUCAAGCAGAGUUUGGAGUUUAUGGGUUCUGGCCGAGGUACAUGCUUAAUUACCAGGCACCACAGAUACUGAAACUUCAGACUGAAGUGAUGUGCCCUCCUUCUGAGUCCUUCACAGAAAAGUAGGUUCUGAUCUGCAAAAUGGCAUUACGUGCAACCCAAAGUUCAGACUGUUUUCCCUCUGGGUACAUAAGGUACAGUAGAAUGUUGCCAUUUCAUUCUGUUGCUGCUGUCUUACUUUCUUGAAGAUAAGAGUGUAAAUUUAAGCACAAAAAUGACUUUUUAGUCCUAGCUGUUUCUGAGUCUUGCACUGUACUCUCUAACAAAACAAUCCUCAUUUUCUCUAGGUAGCUGUCCCAUUUUACAACUUCUACAAUACCCUCUCCCCUUACAGAAUGAAAUAAAAACCAGAAAAUCAUGUGCAUUUUUGGCACACUGGAUUUGGGCAAGAGCCUGGAAAUCCCCAAAUUGUCUAUUUCCUGUU
Melospiza georgiana is the source of this 5290-nucleotide messenger RNA. It is a transcript of the gene MAN1A2, whose product is annotated as mannosidase alpha class 1A member 2. Gene Ontology annotation, molecular function: calcium ion binding; mannosyl-oligosaccharide 1,2-alpha-mannosidase activity. NCBI's taxonomy places the organism in Eukaryota, Metazoa, Chordata, Aves, Passeriformes, Passerellidae. Gene Ontology annotation, biological process: carbohydrate metabolic process; N-glycan processing. The coding region runs from base 146 to 2077 and encodes 643 amino acids. The transcript has 13 exons. Gene Ontology annotation, cellular component: endoplasmic reticulum; extracellular exosome; Golgi membrane. The record is from RefSeq and is a predicted model, not a curated record.